Molecule: messenger RNA, 1035 nt
Organism: Trypanosoma cruzi
Lineage: Eukaryota; Euglenozoa; Kinetoplastea; Trypanosomatida; Trypanosomatidae
Product: mucin TcMUCII, putative
Exons: 1
Coding region: 1-1035 (344 amino acids)
Source: RefSeq, a predicted model, not a curated record
AUGAUGACGUGCCGUCUGUUGUGCGCCCUGUUGGUGCUCGCCCUGUGCUGCUGCCCGUCCGUGUGCGUGACAGCGACUGGUGAAGAUCAAGUUGCGAACAGCCCCAGUUUAUCGCCUGCUUCGCCAGCAGGAGCAGGUGUUCCGGGUUCAGCAAAUACUUCCACGGCGCCAAGUUCAACAGGUCUGGAAGUCACGUUACCGGGACUUCAAAAUCCGGACGGUAAGGGACAAGCAUCAGGUAAGAGGACCGAUACCGGAAGAGGUACAGGUGGAGUGGCUGAUACGCCAGGGAAUUCGGAUCCAACAAGUCCGGCGUCUGAUAUAGAACAGGGAAAGGGUGGAUCCGGUAGGUCUGGGAGUUCAGUUCCGACCGUCACGGUAGGGUCAAAGAGUCAGGGGGCCGGUACGGUAGAAAUUCCGGGGAACGAUGCGAAACAGCCACAUGGUACGCCCGGUUUGGGAAUGAAAGCAGAUGCGGAGAGCCUUGAUGGACAGGAACUAAGUACGGAGUCCAGUACGUCAGAGUCAGCAGAGCCGACUGAAAAGGUACAGGAACCGGCAACGAUUUCCGGGACCGGUGGGACAGAGCCGCUGACACAGGCCAGUACUGGACAGACACAAAGUGGAAACCCCACAUCACAAGGAUCAAGUGCGGGAACCGGUGUGCCAGGGAGUCCAGAUACACCAAGUCUGGAGUCUAUUCCAAAACAGGAACAGGCACCAGGUGGGGCGACUGGUCGGUCAGGUUUACCAAUUCCGACCGGUGCGGAUCAGGCAAAAGGUGAGACCGAUCCGUUAAGUAAACCGGAUACGACCACGACGAAUACGACGAAUGCACCAGCCACAACAACGACAACCACGACGACCACUGCGCCAGAGGCAUCAAGUACUACCACCACAGAGGCGCCAACCACAACGAUCACCCGCGCACCGUCACGUCUUCGCGAAAUCGACGGCAGCCUCAGCAGCUCUGCGUGGGUGUGUGCCCCGCUGCUGCUCGCCGUAUCCGCGCUGGCGUACACCACUCUGGGCUGA